AUGAAAAGCUCACCUAUUGUACAAUUCAGUAAGACCUCCUUUAACGCUCUUACCAGACCUUGGAAGAAAUACAGAGAUGGUGAAUUGUUUUAUGGACUAUCCAAAGUCGGAAAUAAAAGAGUACCGCUGACCACCAAACAAGGUAAUAAGACAAUGUAUAAGGGGACCAGGUCGUCAGGGAUUGGUAGACAUACAAAAUUCGGUGGUUAUAUGAUAAACUGGAAGAAAGUCAGAACCUACGUAACCCCAGAUAUAGUCAAUUUUGAGUUGAAGCCCUAUGUUAAUGCUAAUGUUCCACCUUUGAAGCACGACUUCAAAGGGUUCAGUCGUGGUCCCUUGGAUCCUGAAUUACAACUGUUAAAGCUAAAGGAGUUUAUUACAAAUGGAAAAGUACAAAGUCAAGGAGCCACAGACACUUCAUGCUAUAAGGAGCGUGGUUAA
This is a messenger RNA of Saccharomyces eubayanus, 441 nucleotides long. RefSeq names its product mitochondrial 54S ribosomal protein mL41 (gene MRPL27). The transcript has a single exon. NCBI's taxonomy places the organism in Eukaryota, Fungi, Ascomycota, Saccharomycetes, Saccharomycetales, Saccharomycetaceae. The record is from RefSeq and is a predicted model, not a curated record. The coding region runs from base 1 to 441 and encodes 146 amino acids. Gene Ontology annotation, cellular component: mitochondrial large ribosomal subunit. Gene Ontology annotation, molecular function: structural constituent of ribosome. Gene Ontology annotation, biological process: translation.